AUGACGUUUUCGACAUGCCCUUACGGGUAUCAUCAGUAUCGCCGAGUGUGCUACAAAGUAUUUCUCUCACCCCAAACGUUCACCUACGCGACCACGGGCUGUCAGCUUGACGGAGGCACCCUCGCCAUUCCCCGUGACGCCGGUAUCAACGCGUUCCUCCUCAACCUGAUCGCCAUGCACGCGCACCCCCCUAGUAGCUUCUGGUUCGGCUUACAUGACCGGGACUAUGAGGGGCAGUGGACGUGGGUAGACGGUACCGCACUGGGCGAUGGUUACACUGCAUGGAUACCGGGCCAGCCAGACAACUCCCGCGACAGGCAAGACUGCGUUUAUUACCGGGGGGACUGGAACUACCUGUGGGAUGAUAGGGAGUGUAACGCGGCUUACUUCUUCAUCUGUCAAGUCUUCUCAUCAGGUUCACCUCCGCCAACUACUGAGAUACCAACGACAACGAGACCUUAAACAUCUCCAACCAGCACCACAGUCCGUACUACACAGGCCACA
Messenger RNA from Branchiostoma belcheri (Belcher's lancelet), 504 nucleotides. Its product is annotated as perlucin-like. The transcript is spliced from 3 exons. Bases 1 to 462 code for a protein of 153 amino acids. Lineage: Eukaryota; Metazoa; Chordata; Leptocardii; Amphioxiformes; Branchiostomatidae. The record is from RefSeq and is a predicted model, not a curated record.